Melampsora larici-populina 98AG31 is the source of this 1680-nucleotide messenger RNA. RefSeq lists its product as uncharacterized. The record is from RefSeq and is a predicted model, not a curated record. The coding region runs from base 1 to 1680 and encodes 559 amino acids. Gene Ontology annotation, molecular function: FAD binding; oxidoreductase activity. Lineage: Eukaryota; Fungi; Basidiomycota; Pucciniomycetes; Pucciniales; Melampsoraceae. The transcript has 11 exons.
AUGAUACUCAACUCGUUAUUUACCGUCUCUUGCGCUUUGGGCGUCUUGUGUUCUGUUAAAACAGAUACUGCUUCUUUGCGAGCCAAGUUCUCCAAGUUAGGAAUCGACGCUGUCUUUCCAGGAGAUUUGUCUUACGAAAAACUCGCUACACCAUUCAACAAACGUCUGACUUAUAUCCCAGCUGCCAUCGUCUACCCCAAUAGCACUGAAGCUGUCUCAGAGUCUGUUAAAGUAGCUGUCGAUGAAAAGCUUUCCGUCUCACCUCGCUCCGGCGGACAUUCAUACGGCUCUUAUGGCUUAGGAGGGGCCAAUGGCGCCUUAGUUGUCGAUCUUUCGCGGCUCAAGACAGUCUCCGUCGAUCAGUCUUCAGGACAAGCUGUUAUUGGAAGCGGAAACAGACUAGGUGAUUUGGCUAUAGGGUUGCAUUCUCAAGGCGGGAGGGCGAUACCGCACGGUGAGUGUGGGUACAUUGGUAUUGGGGGCCACGCGGCAUUUGGGGGCUUCGGUCUCACGAGUCGGAUGUGGGGCUUGACCUUGGACAACAUUAUCAGCCAAGAGGUGGUACUUGCAAACGGUACGAUUGUUGAGGCAUCACAGAAAAGCAAUCCGGACUUAUAUUGGGCUCUGAGAGGUGCAGGAGCCUCGUAUGGUAUCAUGACAUCAAUGAAGUUUCAAACCCAUUCAGCUCCCAGUGAACCUAUCAAUUUUGAAAUCCAAUGGGAUUUUGACCAUAAUGACUUUGCAAACGCGCUAAUGAAUUUUCAAGUAUUUUGUCGGUCCAAUUUACCCGCCGAACUUGGAGUGGAAGCCAAUCUGGGACAAGGGAGCCAACCUGGACGCCUGAAUUUUGCCUUAUCUGGGGCCUGGUACGGUGAUAGCUCCAAGUUCCCAGCCGUCAUCCAGCAGUUUUUGGAUGAAAUGCCAGUACCGAGCAAGAGGAUCGUAAAGAAAACUGAUUGGCUUACCAGCUUGCAAGGUUUAGCUGGUUUCCAAGCGUCUCCGACUUCGGCGGAGCAUGAUACCUUCUAUGCGAAGUCUUUGACCACCCCACAAUCGGUACCCAUGUCGAAAUCUUCCAUUCAAGCUUUCUCCAAAUAUCUCUCGUCAGAAGGAUGGAAAACAGACACGAAUUGGUUUGUCCAGUUCAAGCUCUACGGUGGUCAGAAUUCCGCCGUCACUUCCGUUGCAAAGGAUGCAACGGCUUUUGCUCAGCGGUCCAUUCUAUGGACCAUCCAAUUCUACGCCUCAUCCAGCAACUUUGCACCACCAUUCCCAGAUGCAGGAUUCAAAUUCUUAGACCAAAUGGUUUCAAGUAUUUUGAAGAAUAAUCCUUCUGGAUGGAGAUACGGCUCCUAUGCUAACUACGUCGAUGAUCGCUUAUCUUCGGCUGAGUGGAAAACUCUUUAUUACAAUACACAAUGUCAAAAUUAUUGUCCUAGCUAUCAACGCUUGGCGCAAAUCAAGUCCGAUUAUGACACUCAAAAUGUGUUUGCGUAUCCUCAGAGCAUAAAAAAGACCAGCGCAACUGGCACAAAUGAAAAAUUUGAGGCUUUCGAUAAAGGCGAGAACUUUUCUCCAGUGAAAAGCAAUGGCAGUUCCAUCCGAACCAGCACUUCACAAGAGUUGCUAUUCCCCUUCUUUUAUGCCAUGCCUGCUGAUGGCUCUCAGUCUCUAUCAUAG